GUUGACAAAGCUUAUGAUUAUUUCAGAGAGAUUACUACACUGCCAACUACCCCAGUUGAUUUUAGGGUAUCUGUCAGUGGUUUACAGGGACAGCAGUCAAAGUGUAGGGGUAUCUACUUGAGGGAGCCUCAUCAUUUCAAGCGAUCCACUCAUCACCUUGUCACAGUUGAUCCUUGCUUCCCCGAGGACACCAGCCCUCGUGAUAAAUUGGACUUUACCGAGAGGAUCACUCUUGUUCCUACACAGCCAUGGGUCCACUCAUCCAAGCACAUUAUACUAGCAUCAUCAGGAAGGCAGUUUAGUGUUACUAUUGAUGAAUCUGGUCUUGAACCAGGAGCUCAUUAUGCUGAAGUUCUUGGUUAUGGUUCCAGAGAAGACAAAGGCCCAUUGUUUAGAUUGCCAGUGACAGUUAUUAUGCCAACACCUUUAACAGACAAGUUUACUUUUGAUUGUCCUCAGCUCCAGUUAUCUCAUUCAACUAUUAAGAGAUAUUUCUUUCACGUACCAACUGAAGCAACAUGGGCAGAAUUAAAGUUUACCAGUCACAAUGAAGUGACCCGCUCCAAGCUUUGGGUGCACACCAUUCACCUUCUGCCAGAGAAAGCUUACAGAGAGAAAGAAACCUUAGACUCCAUCAUACUAGAACCAGAAGCAAGCAACACGCUCAUCGUCCCAACCGUGGGUGGACAUACCAUGGAGCUGGUCGUGACCCAGUAUUGGACAGAGUUCCAUCCAUUGACUGUGUCUUUUAAUGUUUCAUUUCAUAGUUUGCGUCCCUCAUCCAAUAACUUCAUACUGCAUUCCAACACAUCAUGGACAAGACUUGAUGUGUCCUGCAAUUACAGACUAGAGGAGCUGUAUCCUGAAUUCAAACUAACUCACCAUUGCCUAGCAAGACGGCCAACUGAAGCUGUUAUUAAGCCAUUGAGUAACACAAGGCAAGUCCUAAUAGAUGGUAAACAGAUUUAUGAACUAAGACUCACGUACAACUUCUAUUUGAGUAAGACGUGUGAAGUGAGACCCAAUGCUCAUUUAUUGAGUGAUUUAUUGUAUGAGAGUCCUUUCUGUGGUCAGCUUUGGAUGGUUUACAGCUCAAAUAAACAACUGAUGGGAUCUGGUGAUGCAUACCCUAAGAAUUACUCAGUCAAACUUGAUAAAGGAAACUAUACUGUUAUACUGCAGGUUCGUCAUGCUACGAGAUCAGAGUUGGAGUCACUCAAGGACCUGCCUAUCACCAUUGAGAUCAAGAUGCCUACUUACAUACUAGUGGAUAUUAGCCCAACACGCUGCGGUCAGACCAAGUGGGGAUCCACCAUAACAGCUAGGCCAGGCUCUACUCUACCCCUGUAUGUAUUUGGGCCUUCAGAUGACAGAGUAAGUAAGUCAGCAGGUCCUAACACCAGUCCUGGUGAUUUCUUGACUGGAACAUUCACUCUAUCAAAGAACGACUUAGUCAAAAAGAAAGUAGUGUAUCCUGUUCAGUAUAUUCUUGGUCCUAAAGCUAGCAGGGGUAACUCUGGCCCUCCCAAGAAGAAGGAAAAGGAUUAUGAAGGAGCUCUUAAAGAAUUUAGACUUCACUGGAUGAGCAAAGGGAAAGUUAGUCCUGCUGAGCUAGAGGAAGAAUUUGGUGAUGAUUUAGAGUUCCUGAUGGCUAGACUAACAAUGAUUGAAGCCGACAAAAAAAAUGUAUGGGGUGAGGAAGUUGCUACUAUAGUGAGCAAGAUCCAGUCACAGGUAUUCAACCCAUCCAUCACUGAAUGCUAA
This is a messenger RNA of Amphimedon queenslandica, 1764 nucleotides long. RefSeq names its product tripeptidyl-peptidase 2-like. The transcript has 16 exons. The record is from RefSeq and is a predicted model, not a curated record. Lineage: Eukaryota; Metazoa; Porifera; Demospongiae; Haplosclerida; Niphatidae. The annotation marks the transcript as partial.